Onychomys torridus (southern grasshopper mouse) is the source of this 994-nucleotide messenger RNA. RefSeq names its product olfactory receptor 52D1. NCBI's taxonomy places the organism in Eukaryota, Metazoa, Chordata, Mammalia, Rodentia, Cricetidae. Gene Ontology annotation, biological process: G protein-coupled receptor signaling pathway. The transcript has a single exon. Bases 32 to 970 code for a protein of 312 amino acids. Gene Ontology annotation, cellular component: membrane. Gene Ontology annotation, molecular function: G protein-coupled receptor activity; olfactory receptor activity. The record is from RefSeq and is a predicted model, not a curated record.
UCGUGUGCCAAGAAGAACGUCAGCCUCCAAUAUGAGCGACAGUCUUCCAGCCACUCUCUUCCUGACAGGGAUCCCAGGGCUGGAGUUUGCCCAUCUCUGGAUUGCCAUCCCUUUCUGUGUCAUGUAUCUGACAGCACUGCUUGGUAAUGCUGCCCUCAUCCUUGUCAUUGGGACAGAGAGUGCUCUUCAUGCUCCCAUGUACCUCUUCCUCUGCCUUCUCUCACUCACUGACCUGGCUCUCAGCUCUACUACUGUACCAAAAAUGCUGGCCAUUCUGUGGCUCCAUGCUAAUGAGAUUUCCUUUGGUGAAUGCCUAGCCCAGAUGUUUUGUGUCCAUUCUAUCUAUGCUCUAGAGUCCUCAGUUCUCCUUGCCAUGGCCUUUGAUCGAUAUGUGGCCAUCUGCAACCCACUAAGAUACACAACCAUUCUCAACCAUACUGUCAUAGGCCAAAUUGUCUUUGCUGGGAUAGUUCGAAGUGUGGCUAUUGUGUCCCCCUUUAUCUUUUUGCUGAAGCGACUUCCCUACUGUGGUCACCAUGUCAUGGCUCACACAUACUGUGAGCAUAUGGGCAUUGCUAGGCUUGCCUGUGCCAACAUCACUGUCAACAUUGUCUAUGGACUGACUGUGGCUCUGCUGGCCAUGGGCCUGGAUUCAGUCCUCAUUGCCAUCUCCUAUGGCUUUAUCCUCCGGGCUGUCUUUCGUCUUCCAUCCCGUGAUGCUCAACACAAGGCUCUGAGUACCUGUGGCUCUCACCUUGGUGUCAUCUUGGUUUUCUAUAUACCUGCCUUUUUUUCCUUCCUCACCCACCGUUUUGGUCACAACCGAGUUCCCAAGCAUGUGCACAUCUUCCUGGCUAACCUCUAUGUGCUGGUGCCUCCUGUGCUCAAUCCCAUUAUCUAUGGAGCAAGAACCAAGGAGAUUCGGAGUCGGCUUGUAAGACUGCUUCACUUGGGGAAGAACUUGGUGUGAAGUCUUAGCAGGGGUUGGAAAUAA